GGUCACGAAAACAUGAAUGAUUAUUUAUUUUAAUGCGGUGCGCUGUCACGCUCUCAACUUAGAAAUCAGUCAAAUCAUGUAACGUGAAUGUCGUACAGUAUCUUGACCAAGGCUCGAGACAAAAAAAAAAAAAAACGAGUUGAAAGCGUAAGGGAUACUGUUUCUCGAGCGCUUUCCACGAGCGCGAGAUGGAGUGAAACACGGACAAAUGCGUUUCUUCCAUUUUUUCAUCACCCCAUCCAGUGCAGACUGACUGAGGAUUUUGGUGUACCAUCAAAACCUACAGAGAAACUUAUAACGGAAAGACCUUGCCGUACCGAGAUCCUUACACACAACAUCAUCUUGAAAGACACCACUCCUAUUCGGCAGAAACCCUACCGAGUCCCGGAGAAGAUGCUAGAACGAUCUCCCACUGGGUUAUAUCUAUAUACAGGAUGUGAGCAGUAUGCAGCUGCUUACCUUGACGAUGUGGUGAUAUACAGUGGAUCGUGGCAAGAACAUCUGCAGCAUCUUGCUGACAUUCUGAAGAGGCUUCAGGAAGCUGGGCUCACAAUCAACACAAUCAUGGGUUCAGACGGACGUGAGGUACUUGGGGUACUUGUUCAGACAUGGAAAUGUGAUGUAGCACUUAUGUUUCAACUCAAAGAAAAACCCAAACCAAACUGUUUUGUAAGAUCUUUAUUUUGUUAGUUUCCUCAAGUGGCAGUCACAUGAAAGGUGCACAUUCCAUGGUGACUGUUAUCAGAGUGAAAUAUUCAGGGUGAAGUUGGACAAACAAUGUUUGUAUACUAAUGUUUAUGUCUUUUGUCUUCCUGGAGCUGCCUAGUAGGAGGGGCCCGCAAACAGGAAGCCGACUAUAUGUUACCCUGAAGGGGAGGAGUUGGCCCAUUAAGGAUGUUUAGGCCUAAAUUUCAUGAAUGUUUAUAUGUUUGAUGUUUUUCAAGGUAAUAAUACAAUUUGU
Onychostoma macrolepis is the source of this 961-nucleotide messenger RNA. RefSeq lists its product as uncharacterized. The transcript is spliced from 4 exons. NCBI's taxonomy places the organism in Eukaryota, Metazoa, Chordata, Actinopteri, Cypriniformes, Cyprinidae. The record is from RefSeq and is a predicted model, not a curated record. Bases 88 to 690 code for a protein of 200 amino acids.